AUGUCUCUUCCAAUUCCAACACUUCGCAGAGCUGGUCUUCGUCUCGCUGCACUUCGUACCCAAUUACCAAUCCGCCCAAUCCAAAGUCCAUUCGCAUUCAUCCCAUCCCGCGCAAUGUCCGUCCCCACCACCAUGAAGGCCGUCGUGGUCGAACAAACCGGCGGCCCAGAGGUCUUGCAGUACCGAACUUCCCACCCCGUACCAACACCACAAGAAGGUCAAUUGCUAGUUCGCAAUAACAUCUCCGGCGUGAAUUUCAUCGACACAUACUUCCGUACAGGUCUGUAUGCCUCUCCCAAGCCGGAGGUGCUGGGCCGCGAGGGAGCCGGCACAAUUGUCUCUGUCGGACCUAGUACCUCCGGUUUCAAGGUUGGGGACCGUGUUGCCUGGAUGGGGAACGGGGGAUAUGCUGAGUACACUGCUGUUCCUGCGGAUAAGACUGUUAAGAUUCCCGAGGGAAUUAGCGACGAGGACGUUAUGGCUUCUUUCCUUAGUGGAUUGACAGUUUUGUCAUUCGUUAAGGAGACCUAUGCCGUGCAGAAGGGUGAUUGGGUCCUUCUGCAUGCUGCUGCAGGUGGUGCGGGGUUCCUCAUGACUCAGAUCCUUAAGUCGAUAGGUGCCAAUGUUAUUGGUACUGCUGGUGGCGCGGAGAAGUGUGCGUUGGUUAAGAGCCUUGGUGCUGACGUGGUUAUUGAUUACCGUAGCGAAGAGGGUAAGGACUGGGUUAAGUUGGUGAAGGAGGCGACGGGUGGCCGUGGCGUUGACGUUGUGUACGAUUCCGUCGGCAAGGAUACCUGGGAAGGAAGCUUGGAGGCUGUGAAGCGCAAGGGAACGAUUAUUUGGUUCGGCAAUGCCAGUGGACCCGUUCCUCCGAUUCCUCUGCCGUUGGACAGGAAACUUUCUCCCAAGUGUGUUAAGAUUGCUCGUCCUACUCUCUUUGGGUAUAUUGAGACUCGUGAGGAGUUUGAGUACUAUACCAAUGAGCUUUUCAGUCGCUUGCAGUCUGGAGAGCUUAAGGUGAAGAUUCAUAAGGUUUAUCCUAUGGAGGAGAUUGCUCAGGUUCACGUUGAUCUGGAAGGUCGCAAGACUAUGGGCAAGCCUCUCAUUAAGCCUUAA
Messenger RNA from Penicillium angulare, 1116 nucleotides. Its product is annotated as quinone oxidoreductase family protein. Lineage: Eukaryota; Fungi; Ascomycota; Eurotiomycetes; Eurotiales; Aspergillaceae. Gene Ontology annotation, molecular function: zinc ion binding; quinone reductase (NADPH) activity. The transcript is spliced from 3 exons. Gene Ontology annotation, cellular component: cytoplasm. The record is from RefSeq and is a predicted model, not a curated record. Bases 1 to 1116 code for a protein of 371 amino acids. Gene Ontology annotation, biological process: cellular response to oxidative stress.